AACAUGGCUGCUUCUGUACGGGUGAGGACGUGGAACAGCAAGACUAGCUCAGUCAAACCCUGGCUCCUUCUUUUGACAGGGAUCAUUUUAUUGGGCGAUGUAAAUAGCGGGGUCAUGGCAGCACCAGAACCGGGACAAUGGAGUAUUACAGUUGUCAAUACCUCAAGACCAUUACUUUUGAGGAAAUCCAUGUAUAAAGACACUGAUAUCAAAUUGAAAGUUGUGUCCUUUGGUUGUCCAGAGGAGAUGACUUUUACCAUUCAAUGGUACUUGAAAUACUAUCCCUGCCACAAUGAGUUCAAUAAUAUUGAGGAAAUGUAUGAGAGGACGCCACUGAGUCGAGGACAGAGUAUGGAUCCUAACCCUCUAGGACAAGGGGAAUGCAUUGAGCACAAGCACAAGCCCUUGAGCUGCAACAAUGACCUGCGAUACUUCCCAAUGCUAAAUAAAGCCAAGGCAGAACCACGGCCAGUUGUCCCUCCCAUGGAAAGAGCAGCACCGGGCUCAGAUGAAAACUACACGAAGUGGACGAUGGAGGAGUACGACAAAGUCGGCGGUCUGAAGAACGGCAGUGUGUCACUUAAACAUGACGUCAUCGCCACCACGUGGAAGGACGGCCCCUAUCUGCUGGUGGUGGUGAUUAAGUCUAACAAACAGGAAGCCAACUGGAAUCUAACAGUCAACGUCGUAAUGAAAGGAACUCACGGCUACAUCUCCAUCACGGAAUGGCCUCUCAUGAUCUUCUACAUGGUGAUGUGUACAGUGUACAUCCUGUAUGCGUUACUCUGGUUCCUAUGGGCUGCCUGCUACUGGAAGGACUUACUGAGGAUCCAGUUCUGGAUAGCUGGAGUCAUCUUUCUGGGCAUGGUGGAGAAGGCUGUGUUCUGCGCUGAGUACGAGAACACCAACGGUGUCGGGGCAGCUUCUCCAGGCCUGUUGAUCUUUGCUGAGCUCAUCUCUGCCCUGAAGAGAACCCUGGCACGGCUGCUGGUCAUUAUCGUCAGUCUGGGAUAUGGUAUAGUCAAACCUCGACUGGGUACAGUGAUGCACAGAGUGGUGGGACUAGGUGUGAUGUACUUUGCCUUUGCUGCCAUCGAAGGUGUGCUUAGGAUCACUGGGGUGAAAGACUCUGACCUGGCUCUGUUGGCCAACAUUCCUCUGGCUCUGCUUGACUCUUCUCUCUGCUGGUGGAUAUUUGUGAGCCUGGCUCACACUAUAAAGACACUGAAGCUGAGGAGAAACCCAGUGAAGCUGUCUCUCUACAGACAUUUCACAAACACACUCAUCUUCGCCAUUAUAGCUUCAAUCAUUUUCAUGGUGUGGACGACGAAAAAAUUCAGACUAGCCGACUGUCAAUCUGACUGGGUGGAGCUGUGGGUUGAUGAUGCCUUCUGGAGGUUCCUGUUCUCCAUCAUACUGCUGGUUAUCAUGUUCUUAUGGAGACCCUCUGCUAACAACCAAAGAUAUGCGUUCACUCCACUGAUGGAUGACUCUGACGAUGAGGAGAUUGAGGAGUUCCUGGUGUCAGCUCAUUUAGCUGAUGGCAUAAAGCUGAGAGCCUCCAACUUUAAGAGUGAGACGAACGGCUCAGCCAAGCCUUCAGGAUCUAACCCGGAUGAAGACUUGAAGUGGGUGGAAGAGAACAUUCCUACCUCUCUAACAGACGUAGCGUUGCCCGUCCUUCUUGAUUCAGAUGAGGAAAUCAUGACUACAAAAUAUGAAAUGUCCAAGAUGGAGUAACGUGGGGAAAUCUUCCUACUACCCACGAUGGAUGCAGAGCAUCUCUUCCUUCUGAGAUUGGUUCCUCCUGCAUGGCAUGGAAGAGACAGAUCACCAGGAGCGCGACACCUCUCCCGUCCUAGGCCUGUUUAGGCUGAGAGUCAGACCUCUGUCUACAACACUACUGGGGCUUGACACCUCUGACUUGGCGAUCAGCAGGGUCCUAUUCAUUGGGUAUCAAAUGGAAGAAAACUGAUUGAAACAGGAGGUACUACCUGAACUUGUCCAAUAAGAAAUGCUGGUUAUAGUUUUCCGUUGCAAAACAUUUUUGCUGCGGUGUGCCCUAAUAUGUUUAGCCCUCUCACCCUAUCCACAAACCAAGACAUAACAAUUGAGUGUGUCCCAAAGUGCACCCUAUUCCCUAUUCAGUGCCUCCGGAAUGUAUUCAGACUCCUUUACUUUUUUUCACAUUUUGUUACGUUACAGCCAUGUUCUAAAAUUUAUUAAAUGUUGUUUUUUUCCCUCAUCAAACUACACUCAAUAACCCAUAAUGACUGAAUGAAAAUAGGUUUUUAGAAUGUUUUGCAAAAUAAAAGAACUGAAAUAUCACAUUUCCAUAAGAAUUCAGACCCUUUACUCAGAACUUUGUUCAAGCAUUUUUGGCAGAGAUUACAGCCUCUAGUCUUCUUGGGUUUGACACUAUAAGCCUGCCACUCCUGUAUUUAGGGAGUUUCUCCCAUUCUUCUCUGCAGAUCCUCUCGAGCUCUGUCAGGUUGGAAGAGGAGUGUCGCUGCACAGUGAGAGUCCUUUUGUACCUUUUGGGAAACUCCAAGAGGGCUGUUAUGUACUUUUUACUGAGGAGUGGCUUCUGUCUGGCCACUACCCUAAAGGCCUGAUUGGUGGAGUGCUGCAGAAAUGGUUAUUCUUCUGGAAGUUUCUCCCAUCGCCACAGAGGAACUCUCUGACCAAGGUCCUUCUCCCUUGAUUGCUCUAGGAAGUUCUUCCAUUUUAAGAAUGAUGGAGGGCAGUGUAUUUGGGGACUUUCAAUGCUGCAGACAUUUUUUGGUACCCUUUCCCCAGAUCUGUGCCUUGGCACAAUCCUGUAUCAACCCCUAAGGACAAUUCCUUCGACAACAUGGCUUGGUUUUUGCUCUGACUUGCACUGUCAACUGUGGGACCUUAUCUAGACUAGGGUGUGCCUUUCCAAAUCAUGUCCAAUCAAUUGAAUCUACCACAGGUGGACUCCAAUCAAGUUGUAUAAACAUCUCAAGGAUAAUCAAUGGAAACAGGAUGCACCGGAGUUCAAUUUCAAGUCUGAUAGCAAAGGGUCAGAAUACUUAUGUAAAUGAGGUAUUUCUGUUUGUUACAUUUCAAACAUUUCUGAAAUCCUCGUUUCACUUCUUCAUUAUGGGGUAAUGGUCAAAAGUAGGGAACUAUGGACCCGUGUGGCUCAGUUGGUACUGAUUGCAACGCCAGGGUUGUGGGUUCGAUUCCCACUUAGUGUCCAGUACGAUAAAGUAUGAAGAUGUAUGCACUCCCUUCUGUAAGUUGCUCUGGAUAAGAGCUUCUGCUAAAUGACUAUAAUGUGUAUAGGGAAUAGGAUGCCAUUUGGGACAGUUUUUGUGAUAAAACUUGACUUUAUACUGUAUCUUGGAGAGGGGAACAAGCUGGUACUACACCAAUUGGAUACAUUACAUAAUAUAGGACCAAUGUGAUAUUUUGAUGGAUGAUAAUUCAGAGGUGUGUGUGUAUAUAUAGUGUUUAUUAUAUCUCAUUGAGUGAAGCUUUAUUGCUUCCUAACCAAAGUAUAAUGUGAUGUGUUGUGUGGGGGAGAGUUGUCUGCAUUGUGUUUUCUAGGCUGAGACACAGGAUUCAUUUGUUUAGUGUGAGUUAUGCAGUACUAAACAAAAGUGUUGAUGUAAGUGUAGGAUCACAGGUCUUGGGUCUGUUCAGAUAGGUUCUACACAAGACAUUUCUAUUUGAUUGUCAGAAGAAUAAUGCUAGAGCCGACAAUUCCGUUCUAUCUGCUAUUGAUGUUCAGAAAGUUUCACAUCACUGAGGUUGGUUAGUAGAGGCAGUACUUUAGUUGAGGCCCAUGGCAUUGAGAAGUUAUAAUGAAUAAUAAUUUAUUCAGCUUCUAUAGUGCUUUUCAUUAGACAGAAUCUCAAAGUGCUUGUUAAGCAAAAUAACCAACAAGCAUGUAUUUAGAGGUAUAGGCUACAACAGUAGAUGGGUCAAGUCUGAGUGUUUCCUGAAACCUCCAGAUGGACAGCUGCUCUCAUGAGGAUCUGGAAUCUCAUAGCUAGAUGGUCAGCAGCGGUGGUGGUCUGGUCAGCAUGUCCAAGGGCAGGCAGGUAGGCCGGCAGCUCCAUGUCAUCAGGGCGUCUCCGCCGUCUGCAGAUUCUCUGUAUUGGGACUGUGAUGAGCUUUGAGAUCCCCACAGAGUACAGUCAUCACUUCAGAAGUAUCCUCCAAAGUAAUGAAAAGCCUCUUGGAUCACCGUUGGUGAAAAGCCCUGAGUCACCGGUGUAAUUCACAUGAAAACACACCGGCUAGCUAGCAUUACCUAGCUUGUUGACAAUGCUGAUUUUCAUACAUUUUCUAGUGGUAGAAAAAGUACCCAAUUAUCAUACUUGUGUAAAAGUAAAGAUACCUUAAUAGAAAAUGACUCAAGUAAAAAUGAUCCAGUAAAAUACUACAUAAGUAUAUUUAGAACUAAGUACUUUUCCUCAAGUAUCAACAUUAAAUGUAAUUGCUAACAUAUACUUAAGUAUCAAAAGUAUAAAUCAUGUCAAAUUCCUUAUAUUAAGCAAAUCAGAUGGCACCAUUUUAUUUUAACAUACAGAUAGCCAGGGGCACAUUUUAACACUUAAUUUACAAAUGAAGCAUGUGCGUUUAGUGAGUCUGCCAGAUCAGAGGCAGUAGGGUUCCUUAAGAAUGUAGUGGAGUAAAUGUAAAAGUUGUCAGAAAUAUAAAUAGUAAAGUACAGAUACCCCAAAAAACUACUUAAGCAAUACUUUAAAGUAUUUUUACUUAAGUACUUUACACCACUACAAUUUAUGGGCAUGACUCAAAUUCAUGAUAUCAAGACUUGAUCGGCACUCAUUUAGCUAUUGAAAAAUUGAAAACUUGGUACAAAAGAUUAAAUAUGAUUACAUAUGUACAUGAGUUCUCUGCCGAGGCACCAUGGCAAUUAUAGAACCCAGGAGCUCCGUACUACUAUGGCUGACCAUGUAAAACAAAUAAUUUCACUGCACCUAUCAGGUGUAUGAGACAAAACAUUUUUUUCUCUCCUGGAACCCUAUGGGCCCUGGUAUAAAGUAGUACACUAAACAGAGGAUAGGGUGCCAUUUGGGACUAAUAUUGGUCCUUGUUAGUUCUUGUUUAAGUGUACUUCCACCUUGCUCCCGAGUUGCACAGCAGUCUAAGGCACUGCAUCUCAGUGCUAGAGGUGUCACUACAGACCCUGGUUCGAUUCCAGGCUGUAUCCCAACCGUCUGUGAUUGUGCGCCGCCCUAUGGGACUCCCAAUCAAUUGGCCCAGCGUCCUCCGGGUUAGGGUUUGGCUGGGGUAGGCUGUCAUUGUAAACAAGAAUUUGUUCUUAACUGACUUGCCUAGUUAAAUAUUCUUUUGGGGUAUAUGUGCUAAAGCCUCUAGUUUACUCUCUUGGUUAAUUUAUGGGGAUAUUGUAAUUGUGUGUUUUAAUUUGAUCCCUGAUUUGCUGUCUUUUCCUAAACUCAUUUUAAAGGAGAAACUAUUAGAAAUGACAGUCUCUGGUUAAUUCGUGCAUUUGUUUUGCCAUUGAAAAGGGGAUGUUGGUAUGACUCCAACAUAGCUAUCCCAAUCCCUAUGUUUUGUAAUAGUUGAACACUUUCAAAGUACACAUUUGUUGUCCGCCAUUUAUGAAAAGGUUCUGGUACUGGUGUAUGAGACUGCACAAAUGUAGGGGUGUUAGUUUCAUGUGGACCAACAAUCCCAAUCUUUAUUUAUCCAGGUAGGCCAGUUGAACAAGUUCUCAUUUACAACUGCGAUCUGGCCAAGAUGAUAAAGUAAAGCAGUGCGACAAAAACAACACUGUGUAUGCAAAUGUAGUAAGAUUAGGGAGUUAAGGCAAUAAAUAGGCCAUAGAGGUGAAAUAAUUACAAUUUAGCAUUAACACUGGAGUGAUAGAUGUGCAUAUAGUCUGUUUUCACCCCAGUAUAUGGUUACCAGUGAGCUGAGAAGGUGGGGCUUUACCUAGCGAAGACUUAUAGAUGACCUGGUGCCAGUGCGUUUGACGACGAAUAUGUAGUGAGGGCCAGCCAACGAGAGCAUACAGGUGGCAGUGGUGGGUAGUAUAUGGAUGGCACUGUGAUAGACAGCCUCCAACACUCUACUCAGCAAAUUGGAUGCAAUCUUGUAAAGGACAUCACCGAAGGCAAGGAUCGGUAGGAUAGUCAGUUUUACGAGGGUAUGUUUGGCAGCACGAGUGAAGGAGGCUUUGUUGCGAAAUAGGAAGCUGGUUCUAUAUUUUGGAUUGGAGAUGCUUAAUGUGAGUCUGGAAGGAGAGUUUACAGUCUAACCAGACACCUAGGUAUUUGUAGAUGUCCACAUGUUCUAAAGUCAGAACUGUCCAGAGUAGUGAUGCUGGACGGGUGGGCAGGUGCGGCAGCGAUCGGUUGAAGAGCAUGCAUUUAGUUUUACUAGCAUUUAAGAGCAGUUGGAGGCCAUGGAAGGAGUGUUGUAUGGCAUUGAAGUUAAUUUGUUAACAGUGUCCAAAGAAGGGCCAGAGGUAUACAGAAUGGUGUCGUCUGCGUAGAGGUGGAUCAGGGAAUCACCAGCAGCAAGAGCGACAUCAUUGAUAUAUACAGAGAAAAGAGUCGGCCUGAGAAUUGAACUGUGGCAACCCAUAUAGACUGCCAGAGGUCCGGACAACAAGCCCUCCGAUUUGACACACUGAACUCUAUCUGAAAAGUAGGUAGUGAACCAUAUCCCUAUGUUGACACCUAUGGAAAUGAGAAGUGGUGAGUGACAGCCACAGCCCGUUCCAAUUCAUUCCCUCCCUCUUGGCCCCAGUAGUUUGCUAAUCUAAAGGGUAUUGGGGAAGUAUGCUGUGUAGAGGAGGAGCUUACACCUUACAGAUCUGCCAACAUCGAAGGGUUGCUCAGAGGUUUGUCACUAGUUAACACAGCCACAGCACCAUUUAAAAAUGAUGACUUUUUGUGGCUGUGUUAACUAGUGAAGACCUACUCAGGGCCAAGAGGGAUGUAAAGUUUGGCAGGGAAUGAAUUGGGAUCAACAGACAUUGUGGAGCCCAGGGCCCAUAUUCACAAAGUGUUUCAGAGUAUGAGUGCUGAUCUAGGAUCAGUUUUGCCUUUAAGAUUAUAAGAUAAGAUUUUAAGAUUAGAGGGGCAGCAGGUAGCCUAGUGGUUAGUGUUGGGCCCGUAACUGAAAGGUUGCUGGCUCGAAUCCCUAAGCUGACAAGGUAAAAAGCUAUGGCAGCCCCCCACACCUCUCUGAUUGAGGGGUUGGGUUAAAUGUAAAAGACACAUUUCAGUUGAAUGCAUUCAGUUGUACAACUGACUAAGUAUCCCCCUUACAUGGACAGGGGAGAUCUGAUCCUAAAUCAGCACUGGGCCCUGACUGUAAGUAACCUGCAGAGGCCCCUGUGUUUGACAUUUUUACAUCAGGGUACCCCUAUGUACCAUCACCUUCCACCCUGUGACCCCUUUUCUAGUGAUCAGGCACUUUUUAGAACCUCCUUUAGUGGCUAAUGUAAACCUCUAAGAGAUGCUUGUCAAUGAUGGCCUCACAAGUGACGAUCAUGAGGUCUGUUUCUUCGUGUUCCCAUAAUGCGGCAUUUGUUGUUGUUUCUCUGAUGUUGGCUGGAGUUGAGUGUUAGCUUUGUUGCUGAUAUGUUGGAGGUUUUGAGGUAGAGAGAGUGAUAGAGAAAGAGACUAGAGUUCUACCUGAAAAAAAGAUCCUCAUUGUCUUCUCUACUGUUGGACUACCUCCAGACAUUUAUCCCACAUCGAUCCACAGCCGACCUCACCGUCCUCCAAACUGUUUUCUGAAAUAGCCCACUGACAAAAAUCUCACUGCUUUUCUGUUUUCAUGAAGUGACUCACGCUCCGGGGUAAAGAAGAAUUGAACCCUGUGGGCACCCCCAUAGAGACUGCCAGAGGUCCGGACAACAGGCCCUCCGAUUUGACACACUGAACUCUAUCUGAAAAGUAGUUGGUGAACCAGGCGAGGCAGUCAUUUGAGAAACCAAGGCUAUUGAGUCUGCCAAUAAGAAUGCGGUGAUUGACAGAGUCGAAAGCCUUGGCCGGGUCGAUGAAGACGGCUGCACAGUGCUGUCUUUUAUCGAUGGCGGUUAUAUCGUUUUGGACCUUGGAUAGGCACAAGGGGUUUAUGUUGGAUUGGUCAAUGUUGUCCUCUGCAGCCUAGGCACAAGGUUAGCUGGUUUAUGUUGGAUUGGUCAAUGUUGUCCUCUGCAGCCUAGGCACAAGGUUAGGGGGUUUAUGUUGGAUUGGAUCAUGAUGUUGUCCUCUGCAGCCUAGGCACAAGGUUAGGGGGUUUAUGUUGGAUUGGAUCAUGAUGUUGUCCUCUGCAGCCUAGGCACAAGGUUAGGGGGUUUAUGUUGGAUUGGUUCAUGAUGUUGUCCUCUGCAGCCUAGGCACAAGGUUAGCUGGUUUAUGUUGGAUUGGUCAAUGUUGUCCUCUGCAGCCUAGGCACAAGGUUAGGGGGUUUAUGUUGGAUUGGAUCAUGAUGUUGUCCUCUGCAGCCUAGGCACAAGGUUAGGGGUUUAUGUUGGAUUGGAUCAUGAUGUUGUACUCUGCAGCCUAGGCACAAGGUUAGGGGGUUUAUGAUGGAUUGGUUCAUGAUGUUGUCCUCUGCAGCCUAGGCACAAGGUUAGGGGGUUUAUGUUGGAUUGGUCAAUGUUGUCCUCUGCAGCCUAGGCACAAGGUUAGGGGGUUUAUGUUGGAUUGGUUCAUGAUGUUGUCCUCUGCAGCCUAGGCACAAGGUUAGGGGGUUUAUGUUGGAUUGGUUCAUGAUGUUGUCCUCUGCAGCCUAGGCACAAGGUUAGGGGGUUUAUGUUGGAUUGGAUCAUGAUGUUGUCCUCUGCAGCCUAGGCACAAGGUUAGGGGGUUUAUGUUGGAUUGGUCAAUGUUGUCCUCUGCAGCCUAGGCACAAGGUUAGGGGUUUAUGUUGGAUUGGUCAAUGUUGUCCUCUGCAGCCUAGGCACAAGGUUAUAGGGGGUUGUCCAUUUACUCAUUCUCAACUCCAACUAUUUCCUAGGACCUGUCCAGAAACAACCCCUACCCCCUAGAUUUUCCAAUCUUUCCCCUCCGAUCUCGUGUGUAGGCAGUAGGGUCUAGGUAUGCGUUUAGGAAUCAGACCUAGUGUAUUUGGAGCUUUUCCUAACUUGUAGAAAAUCAGAAUUAGAUGCUUCUUCUUACUCAGACCCUGGCUGCCUUCAUGCUCAUUCUUUCCUUGUCAUGUAGCCUACGACUGUAUUCACUUGUCUGUUAUUUUCACAGAACAGUCUGGUUUUGGCUGACUGUUAGUCCUGUUGUUUCCUAAGUCACCAGGUGACUGAAUAUUUAUUGCCUUGUACCUAUUUUUGGAAGGUUUGUCUUCAGAACUAUGCUUGAACAUUUAAUUCCAGGGCUGCUUCUGAAAUGGCACCCUAUUCCCUGUAGAGUGCACUACUUUUGACCAGAGCCCUAUUCCCUAUAGAGUGCACUACUUUUGGCCAGAGUUCUAUUCACCCUGGUCAAAAGUAACUCACUAGAUAGGUGCCAUUUGGGAAGUACAUAUUCAUUUGCCUGUAUGUCUAUUUAUUUCUGUUGACUUGGAGAGAAAGAUAAUCUGUAUUUCUGAUUGUUAUUGUAAUACAAUGGUUAAUUUAAUUGUAAAUAAAACAUGUUUAUUUGACCAAUA
Molecule: messenger RNA, 9645 nt
Organism: Oncorhynchus masou masou (cherry salmon)
Lineage: Eukaryota; Metazoa; Chordata; Actinopteri; Salmoniformes; Salmonidae
Product: transmembrane protein 87A-like
Exons: 19
Coding region: 4-1740 (578 amino acids)
Biological process (GO): retrograde transport, endosome to Golgi
Cellular component (GO): Golgi apparatus; membrane
Source: RefSeq, a predicted model, not a curated record